Messenger RNA from Hyaloscypha bicolor E, 218 nucleotides. RefSeq lists its product as uncharacterized. NCBI's taxonomy places the organism in Eukaryota, Fungi, Ascomycota, Leotiomycetes, Helotiales, Hyaloscyphaceae. The transcript has a single exon. The record is from RefSeq and is a predicted model, not a curated record. The coding region runs from base 27 to 191 and encodes 54 amino acids.
AUGGGGGGUCGGCGACGUGGCAGGCGAUGGUGCAGGAUGUUAGUGGGAAGCUGGGGAGUUUGGUGGAUGUUUUGGUGGCGAUUGAGGGUCAGAUUAUGGAGAAUCCGGAGAUUUAUGCGGAUUUUAUGCAUCAGGAAUGGGCGGAGUUGAAGAAGAAUGCGCAGGAGGUGCUUAAUAUUUUGGGGGCUUAGGUGCUUCUAAAUGGUGUUCCAGAUAAG